Oryza sativa Japonica Group (Japanese rice) is the source of this 1916-nucleotide messenger RNA. RefSeq names its product BEL1-like homeodomain protein 11. Gene Ontology annotation, molecular function: RNA polymerase II cis-regulatory region sequence-specific DNA binding; DNA-binding transcription factor activity, RNA polymerase II-specific. The record is from RefSeq and is a predicted model, not a curated record. Gene Ontology annotation, biological process: regulation of transcription by RNA polymerase II. NCBI's taxonomy places the organism in Eukaryota, Viridiplantae, Streptophyta, Magnoliopsida, Poales, Poaceae.
AACAGAGGGUAGUGAAGUAUAGUAGAUAGGUAGAGAGGAGGCAGGACAGUACUCCUCCUGAGUAGCAGCAGUAGUAUUGUAGUAGCAGGAGCAGCAACUAGCAAGUAUAGUGACAGGGGAAAUAGCAAAGGAUGGUGACAAAACAAAUGAGCUACUACUAGUAUUGUAGCACUAAAGUUGCAAAGUUUGAAUACCUUCACUCAUGUGGUUGGUGUUGUUUCAAUGCAAAGAUGAUGGUCCAAGGUGCACAGUGGCCAUGGCCAACCUAGCCAGCUACUACCGAGUGGCAGUAUAUGCAGCACUAUACAGUAGUAGUAGUAUGGCUAGCUCAAGCUCAUCAGUGUUUAUAUAUAUAUGCAGUUGUGAAGGCUCUCAUCAGUAGCAUACCUCUUUCUGUGGCACAUAUGCAUGUACACAUAACCAUUUGGUUCUCUCUACCUCUUUCUUGCUGCUGAUUCAGUUGCUCAUCCAAGGCAAGAGGUGCUUGCAGUUUUUGUUGCUGUUGUUUUGUUGCAGGUAGUUAACUGAAGAUUGCAAGGUGAGACUGACAAUGGUGGCCAGCAAGCAGCUCCACUCGCAGCGAUGUGGCGGCCACUACUGCCAGCUGCACCACCACCGGCCGGAGGAGAUCGCCGGCGCCGGUGCCGAGAGCCACCGGAGGGACGGGUCGAGCGGCUGCGGCGGCGCUGGUCCGAUGGUCGUGCUGACCCUCGGGUCCGGCGCCGCGGCGGCUGAAGACGACGGUGGCGGCCGCUCGCGCUGCUGCUGCGGUGCCGGUGGCGCCGCGCCGGCGACGAUGGUUUCCGCGUUGCGUGGUUCGAGGUACCUGCUGCCGGCGCAGGAGCUGCUCCGCGAGGCGGUGUCCGCCGCCGCCGCCAGCGCGCGAGGUGGCGACGACGACGACGAGGCGGUGGCGAGCUUCCCGCACGACGGCAAGAGCACCGGCAUUGGCGGCGGCGGCGGCGGCGUCCAAGCCAAGCUCCUCAGCCUUCUCAGCGAGCUGGAGAGCCGGCACGAGCACUACUUCGGGGAGCUGAGGCGGGUGUCGGCGUCGUUCGAGCCGGCGCUGGGCGCCGGCGCCACGGCCGGGUACACGGCGCUCAUGGCGCAGGCCAUGUCGCACCACUUCGGCAGCCUGCGCCGCGCCAUACUGCGCAAGCUCAGGCUCCACGCCGCCGCGGCGGCCAGGACGAGGUCGGCGUUGCUGCGGCUGGCCCGGGACGCCAUGGAGGAGGACGACGAGGGCGACGGCGAGGAGGAGGAGGAGGUGGUGAACAGGGUGGUCCGGCGGACGAAGCAGGCGGCGGCGGCGAGGGCGGAGCAGGCGUGGAGGCCGCUCCGGGGAUUGCCGGAGGACGCCGUGGGCGUGCUCCGGGCAUGGCUCUUCGACCAUUUCCUCCACCCGUAUCCGAAUGACAACGAGAAGCUCAUGCUGGCCGUGGCUACGGGUCUAAGCAGAACCCAAAUAUCGAACUGGUUCAUCAACGCGCGAGUGCGGCUGUGGAAGCCCAUGGUGGAGGAGAUGUACAACGACGAGUUCGACGACGACGACGCCGGCAGCGGCGGCGGCGGCGCUUCGUCCUCCUCGUGAGCUCCUCGCCGGCCGGAGUUCAUCCUUGAUCAUGAUGGGGAAUAUGCGUGCUUGCUUGCAACUUUGCAAGAGUCCAAUGGAUCGGGUGGCCGAUCGACGCAUCAUAUCAGAGCCUAUAUAAAUCGUUCUAAGCAUUAGUUUUUCUGAGAUUUCUGCUCAUGUUUCCGAAAAACUUUGCGUUUAGUUUUGUUUCUGGAGGAGUUAUUGGAUGCAGAAGCUUCUUUGUUUGUGGUAGCGUGGGUGAGUGCACCUUUGUAGUAGUGAGGACUGAGGAGUAAUUCAGGCUUGCAGCUCUGAAGCUAGGAAAGGGAUUGGGUUUGUUCUA